Messenger RNA from Pangasianodon hypophthalmus (striped catfish), 1765 nucleotides. It is a transcript of the gene guk1b, whose product is annotated as guanylate kinase 1b. Gene Ontology annotation, cellular component: cytosol. Gene Ontology annotation, molecular function: GMP kinase activity. Gene Ontology annotation, biological process: purine nucleotide metabolic process. The coding region runs from base 462 to 1133 and encodes 223 amino acids. The record is from RefSeq and is a predicted model, not a curated record. Lineage: Eukaryota; Metazoa; Chordata; Actinopteri; Siluriformes; Pangasiidae. The transcript is spliced from 9 exons.
AUACGUUCAGGUCAGUGUGCUUAAAAGACUUCCUUUUGAGAAAAGACAAUAUAAGAUUUUCAUUUAUUAUCAUUUGAAGUAAAUAUAGUGUCAAAAAUGUUAACAGGAUAAUAUGAGAUUUUUUUUAAUAAUAAGAAAAAGAAGAAGAUGAAUAAGAAUAAUAUCUGAAUUCCCGUUUGAGGAAAUGACCUAGUGCUGGUUACAUGACCUGUCAGGAGUCCAGAGAGCUGUUAAGCCCCGCCCACAUCAGAGACAGACCAUGUUACAUGGUUAUAAUAUCAACAUGAUAGGACACAAGAGACAGAAAGACAGAUGGACAGAUCAGGAGAGCUGUUAUAAAUGCCUGCGAUCUGAUUGGCUGGAGUGAGUGGGAGGCGAGGUGACUGUGUGGUUGUCAUUAAGAUGAGCAGUAAGUCUGAGAGUUACACACACACUACACCUGCACAGCAUCGACAAGAGAGAUGCCAGGACCGAGGCCUGUAGUUCUGAGUGGCCCCUCCGGAGCAGGGAAAAGCACUCUGCUCAAGAGGCUGAUGCAGGAAUAUGAGGGAGUGUUCGGAUUCAGUGUCUCCCAUACAACCAGGAAUCCUCGUCCUGGAGAAGAGAACGGAAAAGGACUGAAUUGUCUCCCAAUGCUUCUGGGGGCGACGUUACUGCCCGUAGCAGACGUCCUGUCCUCUGUAUCAUCUGAAGAUUACCACUUCACCACGCGGGAGAAGAUGCAGGAGGGCAUCAAUAACGGCGAUUUUAUCGAGAACGCAGUGUUUUCAGGAAACAUGUAUGGCACCAGUAAGUCGGCCAUAGAGGACGUUCAGGCCCAGAACCUGAUCUGCAUUCUGGACGUCGACCUUCAAGGGGUGAAAAAAAUCAAGCAGACGGACUUGAACCCCAUCUACAUCUCCAUCCAGCCUCCAUCUAUUGAGAUCCUGGAGCAGCGUCUCAGAGACAGGCAGACAGAGACAGAGGAAAGUCUACAGAAACGUCUGGAAGCGGCCCGUAUUGACAUGGAGCUCAGUAAAGAACCAGGCAUCUUCGACAUUGUCAUCAUUAAUGAUGAUCAGGACAAAGCCUACGAGAAGCUUAAAAGUGCUCUUAUUGAGGAAAUUCAGAAGGUUCAGGAUGCUAAAAAGUAAGAGAAGGAAAAGAGCAAUCUUGUCCUCUUGGGAACGGACACGGAGCCUUUCCUUCCAGCCUUCGAGCAACACAAAUCUAUUCACAUUUCAUUGAUGAGAGAAACAAUCAACACGGCACUGAAAUAAACUUUUACAAAAAGUCUUUUCGACAUACUACGUCAUACGACAACCUGUCAUGCUAACAAUGCUGCUGAAAAACUUCAGUGUGAGUUUCACACUUUAACAUUAUUUACAUUAUUAAUGUGAAACCACAGUCUUAAGCGUAUGACUAUAUAAUCAUGGGUGCAGUUAUUAGAGCAGCAUUUUAUUCUUGUAUGUGUAAAUAUACAGACUACAAACAUAUGGCUGGGUUAUGAUAAUAACAAUGCACUAGAAUUUUGUGGAAUUAGAGGUGCUACAGGAUAAACCUCAUUUAGUCUAUCGAUACUGAAAAUAAAUGUCUUGAAUGUGACUUGAAUGUUUAUGUGAAUAAAUGUGUGUACACUGAUACACAUACACCUGUGCAGACUUUUAUUAUUAUCUUAAGACAGCUCAUUUAUUAAUAAAAUAUAGCAUUUCAGAAGAAAUAGUGUUGGAAAUAUUGACUGUUCUUCACUUUGUUAUAGCAGCCAAGUGAUGUUACUAUUGUUGUA